Molecule: messenger RNA, 1233 nt
Organism: Leishmania braziliensis MHOM/BR/75/M2904
Lineage: Eukaryota; Euglenozoa; Kinetoplastea; Trypanosomatida; Trypanosomatidae
Exons: 1
Coding region: 1-1233 (410 amino acids)
Molecular function (GO): protein binding
Source: RefSeq, a predicted model, not a curated record
AUGAACGCUACGGCGUAUGCCCUGGUAGCACAAGAGAAGCAGUACCCUCUCCAGCUGGGGAAAAAUGUAGUCGGACGCAGCAGUGUCCCCGUGGAGGGCGUCUCCUUCAUCAACUUGGAGUCGCCGUUGGCGGCGAUCAGUCGUAUGCAAGCGUUCCUAGACAUUGGCGCCAACGGUGACGCCUGGCUCAGCGACUGCAACAGCACCAACGGUACUUUCCUGAGCGUACGCCCAGGGCCGGGUAUCCGACUCGAGGCAAAUCGCUACUACCAACUCUCUCCCGGAUGCCGCAUUGUAUUCGGGGACGUCGAGUGCACCUUCGAGACGCUGAGUGGGGCGCCGCCGACACCGGAGCAUCGAGCGCGGCCUCUUACCUCUCCCUCCACCCCCACCCGCAAGACAGAGUCCCUGGGUGUCGUGGAGGCUCUCACUGAUAGCGCGACCAAGACGACCCCGGUAAGGUAUCCGUGGAAGCAUGCCGACGCACACCGGAGUAACAUCCCUUACCUCGACGAGAGUGGCAGCCUUUCACUGAAGCCCGCUGCGUGGGAUGAAACAACAGGCAUGACGAAGCAAGCCCCACGCCGUGAGCGACCAGCACCGACCGCGCCUGCGCAACCAUUGAAGCGGUCAAAGGUAGAGUCUGUAGCAGCCUCCUCUUCUCCCAAGUUGAAGACCACCCCCAGUGCAAAAUCCACGGCAGCUGGACUAGCACGUGCGGCACGGCCACAUGUGUGUCUGACAGGGAUGGACAGCGAUGAGCGGGCGGCCAUUGCAAAGCGAGUGCGUGAGCUCAAGGGCCGUGUUGUGGAGGACAUCACCAAAGCGAACCUCCUCGUCGUAGCCACACCGCCGGUCCGAACCCCAAAGCUCAUUAUUGCCGUUGCGCGAGGCAUUCCGGUAGUGUCGGUGGAGUACAUCUGUAAUGGGAAAACCGAGCUUGACGACGCGCGUCAUCAUAUCGUAGAUCUCAAGACAGAGCAACACACGUACACGGCAGCCGCACUAAAGAAGGUGAUCUAUCGGAAAGAUGCAUGUCCACUUCUGCGGGGUGUUUCGUUCAACAUCGCUGCGCUAUCCACCAAGACGAAGAGUGUGGCAGCGGAGAUCAUCACCUUCUCUGGAGGAGAGGUGGUGCGCGCCAAGAAGGGUGGCGACUUUGUCCUCACAGACGCGCUGCUGGACAGACUCUACGACUCCAUCCUGCGCGGCAAAGUGCCGGACGCGUGGUAG